UUUUCUUCUUCAUCCUCCACCUAGAGUACCCUCUUUUCUCUUCUCUUUUCUUCUUCUUCCCCUUUCCAUUUGUCAGUUUUGUUCUCACCUCUCUUUGUUUUUUUUUUCCUCCUCAAGUGUGAAAAGGGGAAUAAUAAAUAAAUCCAAUAAAAAAAAAGAAAAAAAGCAUCCACAACAAAACAUGGGAUGGGGUGCUUUCUUUGCUUAUUCUCUCAGUUAGUCAUCCUUUGAUAUUUUUUCUGAUAGAUCGGUGUUGUUUCGUUUUGUUCCUAUCUGCUAAGCUGAGUGAGCGUGUUCCUUGCUGCUUUAUUGAGGAAUUCCUUUCGUAUAUUUAAUUUGAGUUCGGAAACUUUUACAUAUCUCCAAUGCAAGGGCAGAGAGGUACAAUUGGUUCCUUGCCAGAAACCAUAGAAUUUGAUUGUGGAUCUACAUCAAGUGCUGCUACAGUUGAACCACAUAUAUUCUGGAAUAAUAUGCGGAAUCCUGCAGAAAAUCAAUUUGUACUUUCCCCCAGUGAUAUAAACCCAUCUCACAUGAAUUCUAUAAACAAUGAAUGGCAGAACUUGAGUGGAUGGAGCAUAGGUGAGCCAAGUUCCAGUAAUACACAGAAUGGGGUUGCCAACAAUGAGCAGAAAAGAGAGCUAGGAUUAUUGUCUUCAUUAAGUUCCGGUGCUAUAGCUGGUCCAAGACUUGAAGAAAGGCGCUUUGAAUCAAACAAUGCCUUUUCAUUGGACAACGUCAAUACAAGUCCUAUGCAUAUACGCAGCUCCAGUUCUCACUUGGUGCCACAGAACCUCAACUUAAACGCAAGUUUAGCCGAUAGUGGUACUGAUAACAGCUAUCAUGUGGAACGACCUCCUAGCUUGAUCAAGUCUAGUGGACCGUUAAAUGAGCAUGUUGCACCAACAGUUGGUUCUGGUCCUUUUCUGCUUCCUUCUGGAACUGCUAAUGGCUUUUUAGGUGAGGAAACUGAUGGUAGGCCAGGUUGUUCUCUAGACACCCGCCGUGUAUCUUGUAAAAGAAAGGCUGUUGAACGAAAUGUUGGACAAUCUUCAGAUGGUGGAAGUUCUAGCUAUAGUCAGCAUACAGAUGGUAGUACUUGGAACACUCUUCCUACUCAGGCUUAUGGGGGGAUCAGUUUUAACAGAUCUGCCCCAACGGAUCAGGUAAAUGCGAGACUUGGCCUGAGUACGGGGGAUGGAUCCUCUGAAAGCAUUCCUGUGUCAAAUGUAGCAAGAAGCUCAGGAAGUUUCCACAGAAAUUUUCGUCCGAGGACAAGUCCUUCAAGUCAACAAAUUUCUGUUCCUCCCACUGCAAUCUCAAGUGGGAAUGUUAUUAGGAGUUCUGGUGUUUCAUCACCCUCUCCUAUAUUGCAACGAUUUCAUCCUGUUGAUAAUUCUUUUGACUUGAGGGCAGUGCCACCUGUUGAUACUAUGGUUCCUCAAAGUCAGCCCCUUGUUAUUCAUGUUCCUGCUUUACCAAGGAAUGCACAGUCAUUCAGGUGGAGUGGUGGUUCCAGUUCAACAAACAACCAUUCCUCAAACUCAGUUAUGUGUGCAGAUAGAAAUAAUCUACCAAAUGAGGAAGCAAGCUCAAGAAGUAUGCCUAGAAACAUUAUAGAAUACCCAAUGUUUGUGCCUGCAACCAACUUAAGAAACGUUGUUCGGAAUCCAGCUAGAACUUCAAAUAAUGCAAAUUUAAGUAUUCCAGGAAAUGUUGGUUCUUCAUCGCGGACAGGCUCAAAUCCAGCUGUCAAUCCACCACCUGCCUCGGCGUGGGUUUCUCGCCCUAAUCCUCAGCAGUAUCCGCGCAGAUUAUCUGAAUAUGUUCGUCGGUCCUUGUUUUCUCCUGGUUUGGAAGCUGCUGGAAGUUCAAGCAAUAGUUAUACUCCCUUCCGUGGUCCUCCUACUUCAUCUGAAUCAAGGGGACUGUCAUCUGGGGUAAACCCGUUCGAGAGGCAAGGUGAUAGUGAAUUUGGAAUUCCAUAUUCGUUACAAUCUUUGGUUGUUGCUGGUGAAGGAAGUAGUAGACUUGUAUCUGAGCUGCGCAAUGUGUUGGGCCUCAUGCGUAGGGGUGGGAACCUGCGAUUUGAGGAUGUUAUGAUCCUUGACCCUUCAGUGUUCUCUGGAAUUGCUGAUAUUCAUGAUCGACACAGGGAUAUGCGACUUGAUGUGGAUAACAUGUCCUAUGAGGAGCUAUUGGCUCUGGAAGAACGCAUUGGAAAUGUGAGCACUGGAUUAAGUGAGGAGAUUGUAUCGAAACUUUUGAAAAAGAAGAAGUAUUCAGCUGAACCAGAUUCUCAGCAUGAGGCAGAACCAUGCUGUGUUUGUCAGGAGGAGUAUAAAGAUGGGGAUGAUUUAGGAUCACUGGAUUGUGGGCAUGAUUACCAUAGAGAUUGUAUUAAACAGUGGCUAAUGCAUAAGAAUUUGUGUCCCAUUUGUAAGACAACGGGCUUGGCAACCUGAGACUUGUAUCAAAAAUAUUUUCAUAUUUUCUCUUAGAAGAUGAACAUUGAGGUCAAGGAAAGUGGCACAAUUUAAUCAGAAAAUUCUGCUGAAUUGUAGCUGAAGUCUCUGGUGCUUUGCUGCUUACUAAAUGGCCCAUCUUCUUAAGCCUUAGCCAAAUUUCUUAUUAUCAAAUUUUUUGUUUACUUGUAGAAGCCAAUGAUCUCCGGUUAAAGUGACACAUGAGAUGAUUGGUGUGGUGGAUAAAGGAACAUUUCUUAACUGUAGUUGACAAGGCUUGUUUUACAUUUAUGAAAUUUUUUAUACAUUGCUCAUAUUAUUUUU
Messenger RNA from Glycine soja, 2789 nucleotides. RefSeq names its product probable E3 ubiquitin-protein ligase RHG1A. NCBI's taxonomy places the organism in Eukaryota, Viridiplantae, Streptophyta, Magnoliopsida, Fabales, Fabaceae. The record is from RefSeq and is a predicted model, not a curated record. Gene Ontology annotation, molecular function: ubiquitin protein ligase activity. The transcript has 6 exons. The coding region runs from base 366 to 2465 and encodes 699 amino acids.